Messenger RNA from Cantharellus anzutake, 1797 nucleotides. RefSeq lists its product as uncharacterized. Lineage: Eukaryota; Fungi; Basidiomycota; Agaricomycetes; Cantharellales; Hydnaceae. The record is from RefSeq and is a predicted model, not a curated record. The transcript has a single exon. The annotation marks the transcript as partial.
CAGCCUAGUUCUUUCCUCCGUUCUCGAUGUCCCCUCUGUUUUGGUGGGUCCUAUAUGAAAGGGGAGGAUGUACAGGCCAUCAUAUGUUGCGAUGCGAAUUUCCAACUAAAGCGGAUUAAAGACAAGGAUCGUCGGCGUGGAAUGGAGGAGAAAGUCGGGGGGAAGGAUCCUGCUUUCACGUCACCGAGAACUGUAUUUUUGUCUGAGGACUUCGUUCAGUUUUGGAAAGAACACGUCGAGACCAUCCGCCCCACUAAAAAGUCUUCCAGGAAGCGCAGAAACCGUGAAGGGGAGGAGGUGGACAUUGAGCGUGCUCCAGCUGGUGCAGAUGAUAGGAGGGAGUUUGGCUUGCCAGUCCCGAACUCUACAUAUGAUGCUUGUUCUGAGUCUUUCAUCGCUGCCGAUGGGGAACGCAUUAAGGCAUCGACAGACUAUUUUGCGGACACUGGAGUGAUGGCGAUCCUGUGUCGCCACGAUAUACCCCUAUUCCUCGUUAACGUCCAGACGGCCGGUGAGAAACAGCACUACCUUUUCACGCUCGUCGCAAAAUUCUUUGAGCACGUCCCGGGCUCAUGGCGGGUUGGAAUAUUGUAUGACAUAGGAUGUCAGGGAGAUCGUACCCUGAAGAAAUACAACAUUGCUCCGGAGUGGAGAUCUCGAAUCGCGUGGGGUGUCUCCAUUUUCCAUGCAUAUGGUCACCAGUAUGCCUGUCAGCUUUGGUACCAUCCACGUAAAUCGGAGCUUUGGGGCCUCACGGAUGGUGAAGGUUGUGAGAGGGUGUGGAGCCAGCUGCGACAGUUGAUACCGGGCCUUCGAGUUACUGGCCAUUAUCGUCGCCUCUUUCUAAUUGAUGUCCAGGUUGAGCACAUUGAGUCCAUGAAGUCCCCUGACUCUGGAAAAUGGCUUCGAGGCCACCUAAAGAGGGCCAGGGGGCGACUUAAUGCAGCUACCGGUCACUCGGGGAAGAACAACGAUGAUCCGGUUCCUGAUCUGUUGGCACAGUUUGAGGACCAGCGACGUUAUUACAGCAAACCUUUAGAGCGUCAAUCGAAGACAGCGGCCCAGAAGCUAGUGGAUCGAAUUACUUCACUGAGGACCGAGUUAAAGACCCAAGAGACACUCUAUGAGGAGCUUGUUCGGACCAGGCCAGUAGAUGAUCCAGUUCGUCAGUUUGAGUCGCAAGAAUUCAUGGAGAAAGUGGCAGAAGAGAUUGUAAGGCUGAAGGAGUCGUUGGCCACAAACAUGCGUAUGCUUGGAGCACAGGGCGAUGCUGCCUUCGAAGAGCUGGAGCGGCUGAAGAAGGAUGAGUGGACAAAUGAACUCAUCAAUUUUCGAAUCCUUAGGGAGCAGCUUGUUCGGAAAUUGCGUUCAAGACGGUUCGAACUCAACAUACUUGAUCGCUCAAAAGCUCGCACCAUUGAUCAAAAUGUCAAGGCCCAUGUGGAGAAAGCAGUGAAGGGCCGAUCAUCUGCCAUUGACAUUACACUGCGAAAAUACAACGAGAAGCUAGAGCUUCUAAGGAGGCUUCGGACUACUUCUCCAGCCCACCAAAAUAAGUAUCUCCCACCUUCCCUCAGCCGUGACACCAUCCUCAAGUUAGAUGUAGAUCAAGAUCUUUGGCAAGAGUUCUUUGACCAAGAGCCCGGAGAGGGAGAGCUCCCCAAAUGGGUGAUGGAUUCUAGUGUUCGUGAGAGCAUUCGCUAUAUGCAGGAAGCAAAUAAUUGCCGGUCUGAGAUACGCAGACUCACUGCAGAGCAUGCUAACCUCCGACACUGGUUGGCUCAUGAGCAUGCUGCA